Messenger RNA from Castor canadensis (American beaver), 3400 nucleotides. RefSeq names its product transmembrane protein 101 (gene Tmem101). NCBI's taxonomy places the organism in Eukaryota, Metazoa, Chordata, Mammalia, Rodentia, Castoridae. Gene Ontology annotation, biological process: positive regulation of canonical NF-kappaB signal transduction. The record is from RefSeq and is a predicted model, not a curated record.
UUUCUCAGGGACUAGGUUGCCUGUUUAUUCCCUUCCUCUGACUUGGCACUAUAGGGAAGAGUGCAGUAAAAGCUAGAAAGGGACCUAAACCAGAGGAAUUGGGGCAGAGCAGAUACCAAGGAAAGCCUCCUCAAUCCUAAUUUUCCUACUCCUUGGUUUCUGCUGAUGGGAGAUUCAGUUGAAACUGGUUGCUAAGGUCACGAUGGAAAGGUGGGUCACUGCCUGUGGGGACAGCCCAGGCAGGCUUCUGGAACUAUUUUAUAGACAUACAUAAUCCCAGCUCUUGUCCUCAACAUCUUAGGGCUAUACAGCUGUCCCAUUUGAAUCAGGGAUGGGUGAAGAGACUCGAAAAAGAAAACCAACUGGAAAGUGAUUCUGUACUGUAUGCUUGUAUUAUGGUGAGAAAAUUUAAUUCAUGUGGCUGUCAGUAGUAGGUGGAGAUAGGCAAAAUAAUCUUUAUCCUGGACUUACUCCCCCUGCCUAGAACUCUCCCCAGUCCCCAACUUUGCUGUCCCCUAGUUCUUUGCAUGGAUAUAUCCCUCUCACGUUUUUCUUAUAUACUCAGACUUCUAACAUCUUUGUUAAAAAUGAAAUGUGAAAAGGGAUUUUACUGUCUAACUUUGACUAAUUGGGAGUUUUUUAUUCCCAUGGUCAGAAAUGCUAUUUGGACAUGGGCCCCAUGCAGGGAAUUGGAAGCAGACCUGAAUUAAAUGAACUACUGGAGUGCUUACAGGGUCUUAAAUAUCGGAGGGUGAGUUAAAGGGUGUGUCUGUGCCCAAAGAUAGGCGGGGCAGCUUUGUGGUGGCAACCCCAUAGUGCUCAAAACUUUUGCCUUUUAUUUAGCAGAUACUGAACACCUACUAUGAACUAGACUUAGUGACAACACCUUUUGUUCAUUUAUUAUCCGUGCUGCACAUUUUUCCUGUGUAUAUCCAGAUACUGCCUUUGCCUUCAUGAAGCUCAUAAUCCAGUGGGGAAAGAUAGUGACUAAUAAAAGAGUCACAAACAUACUGCCUCUGUGCUAAGUGAUCCAAAUAAAGGGUAGCCAAUAUUAUAAUAACUGAUAUAAUAAGGGAACUGAGAACAAACUGGAAGAGGCCACAAGGGAAGUGGGGGAGGCCAUUGGCAAGGUUGCUGCAGUUAAAUUGACAAAAGAUGCUAGUUUGGGCUACAGUAGGAGCAUUGGAGCUGAGAAGAAUGGACUGACUUGAAAUGUUCCAAAUGUCCACAUUAGCUCUCCCUCUUCUUUUAGGAGUCAGACAAAAGGCAGACCAAGACUAAACAGGUGACUUUGAGCCAAGAAGACUGGGGGGAGGGGUGUUGUAUAUACCCUUUAUUGGUCUCCCUACUAAAAUUUCCCAACAAAUCGGUGGGAUAGAUGUGAUGAUUUCCAUUUACAGAUGAGUCUCAAUUUAGGCCAAGUGUUUCCCAAUCAAAGGGUUGGAGUUCAGGUUAGAGCCCAGGACUGCCUGCAUCCAGGCUAGUUUGCUUCCAUACAUCAAGCCACAACCCAAGACUUCUGAUGUUCUGACCCCAUACUCCUUCCUCUAGUCUGGUUUUCAAUUUUGAAGGUACAAAGAGGGGUCCUGAACUCUCAGAAAUGGGCAGAGAAAGCUUGUUGCCCUUCACAAGAACACAGCCUUCUGUUCGGAACUAAGAGAGUGAAAGCGUUGUUUCCAGAAGAAGGGAAAAAAUCAGGGACAGGAAGUUACGUAGCCCAUUUCCGUCGCACGCCGGCCUCGCAGACUGGGCGUGAGGCCUCAGAGGAUUGCCCUUUUCCAAAAUGGCUUCGAAGAUUGGCUCUAGACGCUGGAUGCUGCAGUUGAUCAUGCAGUUGGGUUCGGUGCUGCUCACACGCUGCCCCUUUUGGGGCUGCUUCAGCCAGCUCAUGUUGUACGCCGAGAGGGCCGAGGCGCGCCGGAAGCCCGACAUCCCAGUACCCUACCUGUACUUCGACAUGGGGGCGGCCGUGUUGUGUGCUAGCUUCAUGUCCUUCGGGGUGAAGCGGCGCUGGUUCGCGCUGGGAGCUGCAGUCCAGCUGGCCAUUAGUACCUACGCCGCCUACAUCGGGGGCUACGUCCACUAUGGGGACUGGCUGAAGGUCCGGAUGUACUCGAGAACAGUUGCCAUCGUCGGAGGCUUUCUGGUGUUGGCCAGUGGCGCUGGGGAGCUGUACCGUAGGAAACCCCGAAACCGCUCUCUACAGUCCACCGGCCAGGUGUUCCUGGGUGUCUACCUCAUCUGUGUGGCCUACUCGCUGCAACACAGCAAGGAGGACCGGCUGGCGUACCUGAACCAUCUCCCAGGAGGGGAGCUGAUGAUCCAGCUGUUCUUUGUGCUGUAUGGCAUCCUGGCCCUGGCAUUCUUGUCAGGCUACUAUGUGACCCUGGCUGCUCAGAUCCUGGCUGUACUGCUGCCUCCUGUUAUGCUGCUCAUCGAUGGCAACGUCACCUACUGGCACAGCACACGACGUGUUGAGUUCUGGAACCAGAUGAAGCUCCUUGGCGAGAGUGUGGGCAUCUUUGGGGCUGCUGUCAUUUUGGCCACUGAUGGCUGAGUUCCACAGUGAGAGGCUGAAAUGGGCACAGCGAGCCACUGGGGGCCACCCUGCCUUCUUCCUUGCUGGCCCAGUUGCUGUUUAUUUAUGCUUCUUGGUCUGUUUCUUUGAUCGUGUUUUGUUUUGUUUUGUUUUGUUUUGCAUAGUUGAGAGGCAGGUCUCUUCCCUAAAUUCCUGGCUGGGCCCUUGAGAGGGUGGGAGCUCUGAUACUAAUGCUUCACAGGUUUUUUCCUGUUUGUUAGGAGAGCUGAGGUCAGCUGCUCCCUGGAUGUCCAAGCAGGGAACCCUGAGAAGGGAGUAAGGCAGGACUGGAAGUGGAAGACAGAGGAAGAUCUAGAAGUGAGCAAAUGUGAAAAAUUUCUUUUUGAACCUGGCAGAUGUGGCUAAGCUCUGUGACGCUUGUCAGAGACUGAGCAUGAGUGUGUGUUGACACAUGUGGAUCAGGCCCCAAAGGAGCAGAAGGGCCCGGCACUACAGAAGUCAGGUGAAUUUUCAGGAUAUGCCAGGGCAGAAACAAUUCCAGCUCUCUGUCACCCAUCUUGAGAGCAGAGCAGGAUCUGGUGUGGUCUGGGAUGUGUAGGGUGGAGCAGGCAGUGGCCAGCUUCCCAUCUGCUGCUGUUUCUGUUUCCAACUACGUUGUUGCCCUGGUGGGGCAGAGUGCCCUCCCAAAUACCAUACAGUCUUCUGAAAUAAACAUCCUGUCAGCAUCGGGCUUUGCUCCUGUUUUCCCCACGGGGCACUUUGCCAUUGGCUGGGAUUGAGCUUGGGUUUCUUAAAAAACCAUAUUUGGUUAAACUGCACCUUGGUCCUCUCAUGGUUGUUCCCUUGUUCUGAGAGUUCCUU